Oreochromis niloticus (Nile tilapia) is the source of this 2528-nucleotide messenger RNA. Its product is annotated as arachidonate 12-lipoxygenase, 12R-type. Gene Ontology annotation, molecular function: iron ion binding; protein binding; oxidoreductase activity, acting on single donors with incorporation of molecular oxygen, incorporation of two atoms of oxygen. The coding region runs from base 72 to 2084 and encodes 670 amino acids. The transcript is spliced from 14 exons. The record is from RefSeq and is a predicted model, not a curated record. Gene Ontology annotation, biological process: lipid oxidation. Lineage: Eukaryota; Metazoa; Chordata; Actinopteri; Cichliformes; Cichlidae.
GGGCAACUUCUGACAGAGUAGUUAUUCCAAGAAACUUCUCCACUAAGAUCUGACCACAUUCAAGAGGAAAAAUGGUGCAGUAUAAAGUGACUGUAUUCACUGGCGAUAUCCUUAAUUCCACUACUCUUAACAAUGUCUUCAUUAAGCUGGUGGGCACAGAUGGGGAGAGUGAUCGCACGUGGCUCAUGGGCUUGAAAGGGGCUUCAUCCUUCGUCAGAGGAGCCGUAUCAAAGUUUAAGGUGUCCUGCUCCACUUCCCUUGGAAAUCUUGUGCUGAUAGAGUUAGACAAACAGUCUCUCCCACUGUUCCCGGAGGACGCUUGGUUUUGUGCCAAGGUGGAAGUGAAAUCCCCUGAAGGAGACAUCUACAGCUUUCCCAUCUACCGCUGGAUCACUGAUAGCAAGGUGCACCGCUUCAGGGAUGGAAAAGCUCUGAGAAUCUUUGAAGACAACCAUCAUCUUGGCAGGUACAGUCGGCAGCAGGAGAUUCAUCAGCGAGAGGAAGACUAUCGCUGGGAUGCAUAUGCAGAGGGAAUACCUCACUCCAUGAAGGCAGAAAACCCAUCGUCACUGCCAUAUGAGGUUCAGUUCUCCUUCACCAAAACUACAGAGUUUCUCUACACUGCUUCCACAGGACUGACUGAGCUGAAGCUGAAGGGACUGGAUAACUGUAAGAAGAAGUGGGAUAAUAUUGAAAGCAUCAAUCGAGUGUUUUGCUGCAAAAAGACUGAAAUAUCAGAAUAUGUUCAUGAACACUGGAAAGAGGAUGCUUUCUUUGGCUACCAGUUUCUAAAUGGUGUCAACCCCAUGUUGAUUCAGCUUUGUACAGCCCUGCCCAGUAACUUCCCCGUCACUGAUGACAUGGUCUUUCCCCAUGGCCAGUGCAGCCUGGCAGAUGAAAUGAAGAAAGGGAACAUAUUCCUGUGUGACUACAAGCGUCUGGAUGGAGUGAAAGCAAACACCAUCAAUGGGAAGAAGCAGUACUUGAUGGCUCCUCUCAUCCUGCUCCACAAAACUCCUGAUGAUAAGCUGAUGCCGAUUGCCAUUCAGCUGAAGCAGAUUCCAUCAGAUGACAAUCCAAUCUUUCUUCCUACUGAUUCUGAGUACGACUGGUUGAUCGCCAAGAUUUUUGUAAGAAGUGCAGAUUUCAAUGAGCAUCAGCUCAAUGUUCACCUUCUGCGCACGCACUUGCUGGCUGAGGUUUUUGCAGUGUCACUGCUGCGCAACGUGCCCAUGGUGCAUCCUCUGUACAAGCUCCUCAAACCUCACACACGCUACACUCUGCAGAUCAACUUCUUAGCUCGGCGUCUUCUAAUUUCUGACACUGGCAAUUUCACUCAGUUUGCAUCAUCAGGUGGAGAGGGCAUGUUUACCAUCCUGGACAGGUCAUUGUCCUCAUUAACCUACAGCUCCCUCUGCAUACCAGAUGACAUUGCUGAACGUGGCGUGGAGGCUGUGCCAAACUUCUACUACAGGGAUGAUGGCCUAAAAGUUUGGGAUAUCAUCCACAGGUUUGUGCAGGGAAUGCUCAGCUACUACUACAAGAGUGACAGCGACGUCGAGCAGGACUCUGAACUUCAGAAGUGGAUUUUGGACAUUUUUGAACACGGGUUCCUUUCUCGAGCAGAAACAGGAAUUCCUCAGACAUUUACCAGCGUGACUGAGUUGAUCAAGUUUGUCACCAUGGUGAUCUACACCUGCUCAGCCCAGCAUGCAGCUGUGAACUGUGGACAGUUUGACUAUGCUGGCUGGAUGCCCAACACUCCCAUCUCCCUGCAACUCCCACCACCGACCACAAAGGGGACGACAAGCGAGGCCACGAUGUUGGCCACCUUCCCUGAUGUCAACGUAACAGUUCAGGGCAUGGCCACCGUGUGGCUCCUCAGCAAGCAGUCCAGUGACUUUGUCCCUCUUGGCCAUUACCCAGAGGACCAUUUCACUGAGGAGAUUCCCCGCAAGAUGAUAAAGGAUUUUCAGACGGAGCUUGAAACUUUGAGUGGAGCCAUCAAAGCCAGAAACAAGCACUUAAAAGUGCCAUACACCUACAUGGAUCCAGCACUGGUAGAAAACAGUGUGGCCAUUUAAAUAUUAGAAGAUAAGAAGACAAAUUUAGCUUCCUUUUCAAACGACAGCAGGGAAAGAAAUUUAAGUUCUGAGUUUUACUGAUGAAAUGGCGCAAUGAACUUACUGCUUCUGAUCAUUGUAUGCUGAUUUGCGAUUUUUACUUAUCUGUUGAAAUAUGUCUGGGUAACGUUUUCAUCACUCUAUGAGAGUGUCUGCUCUGACUCAGAGUCUUACUAAAACUUUACCAAAUUUCAUUGCUUAUAUUUUCAUUAUUUUAAUGUUUUGUUGUGUUUCUCCCACACAGAUUUGUUUUAUUCAUUAGAAAUAUAUUGCGUUACUCCCAAAUCAACAAGCAUUGUAAUUCCAUUAUUGAAUUAGUCCUUGAACUUUGUUUAAUUCACCAAAAAUGAGCACUGUUUUACGCUUUUAUGCCUUAACACAAUAAAGGGUUUUUUUGUUCAUUUA